AUGUCAUCAAAAAAUCUGUCGGAAGGUUCCACUUCUUCACCGUCGUCGUUGACGAAUUUCGUCAGGUGGAUCAAGACUCAAGUCCUACGUGUGGAUCAAUCAAAGAGCACUGAUUCAACAAAGAAACCCUCCUCAUUCAAGGCCUCGAGAUCCUUUCCAAGUUCGAAAUUGUUUGCGCACAAUGAUCCCAACAAGAAGUGUCGACACAGUGAUUCCUUCAUGGACGAUGCGAUCUGGGUCGAAGAAGAACUCAUCGAUAAAGAUGAUUUGAUCUUAUCGGACAUGCCCUCGGUAAUCCUCGAGGAAAAUGGUAUUUACACUUCCCUUCCAACCUCACCCGUAGGUUCCACCGAGCAGGCGGUUGGCAUGAAGAAAAAUUGUCUGAAGGAUACACACAUCGUACGUGGAUCGGUCGAACACUUUGCCUACGUGAGAACCCUGAGGAAGAUGCGUCCCGGAAGAGUGCCGAAACCCCUAUUUCAGAUGAUUAUGUUGAAUGGCACCAUAACAAAGCUUUCGUGUACCUACGAAUUUUCGGAAUUUCAACGCGAGGAACUGAGGUGCUACAAGACCAGGGUUUACGGGAUUAAUCGGAGAUAUUCGCGUUCAAACGCUGGUGGUUCAACCUUGGAAUCUCAGUCAAAUUCCGCUGUCGACAAGAAGCUCGCCAUCGUUACAAAAUAUCAGACCGAGUCACAGGUCGUCGUGAGGUAUCGGCCUUCCUAUUCGUCAACAAAGGUGCUCACGAUCUAUGACGAGGACCUGAACGAAUUGGUGGUAAAGGACUUGCCGUUGGCACGUAAGAGGAGGAGAGCUAGUAAUUCAAGUAUCUCAAGCAUUAGUACCAAUAGCACCAGCACGCUCGUAAGAAGUUCAUCAACCUCGUCAAACUCUUCGCUGUCCUCGUCCACAACUCUCGCUGAUCCUGAUGGGGACGUAAUUUCCAAUAAAUCUUCCCUGAGGAAAGCGAUGUCGUUGAAGCUUAACAAAUUGAGAUUGUCAAAAAUGGGCAAGAUGGCGACAAAACAUCAAAAACGAAACACCGUCUACGAAUUUAGUCGCCACGACGACGAUGGCAAUAAUGGUGGUGGAGACGACGAUGUUUCUUUAUUUGUUCUCAAAGAACAAUUUAAAUAUUCCGGAAGGACUUGCAGCAACGCAUUUCAGAGGUGUCCUUCGAACAUAAAGGUCCGCGAAUUGCCUGUCGGAGGAAACGAGAGUCAAUUAACAACCUUGACCGUGUGA
Messenger RNA from Acaulospora morrowiae, 1245 nucleotides. NCBI's taxonomy places the organism in Eukaryota, Fungi, Glomeromycota, Glomeromycetes, Diversisporales, Acaulosporaceae. The record is from the annotation of a GenBank genome assembly.